Molecule: messenger RNA, 2859 nt
Organism: Candidula unifasciata
Lineage: Eukaryota; Metazoa; Mollusca; Gastropoda; Stylommatophora; Geomitridae
Source: the annotation of a GenBank genome assembly
AUGGAGUGUGUAUGGAACUGCCAAAGAGCCAUUCUGAACUGGUUCUACAGAUACGGCUUUUUCCUGGCCAAACACCCUUUUUGGUUUCUGAUCAUCCCAAUUGUGAUAUGUGUUGCCCUGGCUGGGGGCUUCGCGUUUUUAGACCACAAUGAAGACAUAGAAUACCUCUAUGCACCGAGUACUUCCAGAUCAAUCGAUGAGCGGGAAGUUGUCAAAAAGACCUUCCCGGAUUUGUCUGAUGACAAUUUCAGCCCAUUUAGUCUGAAUACGCAAAUACCACAAUCACAAAUCAUCUUUAGAAGCAAGCAGGAAGGUUCCAUCUUAACGGAGGAGGUGAUGAAUGAAUUGACCCCUUUCUACCGCACACUAAUCACGAUGAGUGUCAUGUCAGAUGGACAGAACAUUUCUUUUGCCGAUAUCUGCAAGAAACAAAGAGACCAGUGUGUAAUAUAUGGUGGUUUCGUCUUUGAUGAGCAUUUCCUAGAUAAGGUGAAAGCCGGAAGUGUCACCUUUCCCACCUGGACAGAGCAGCCUGAUGCCGACCUGGCCAUCAUCUUCGCUAGAGUGAAUGUCAGUCUCUCCAACAAGCUCUUAUCAGCAGGCUCGCUUAGGAUGACAUUUCCUAUGAGAUCGGCUAAUAAAGAUUGGGAAUCAGCAUUUGUUAGCCUUAUUCAGGAAACCCAGUUUACAACUGCUGAUAUUGUUUACGCCAAGUCUGGGUCUAUGGCUGAAGAACUGGACAAGGGAACCAAGGGAGACAUUCUGUUCUUCUCGCUGACCUUUACACUGAUGAUCACUUAUGCAUCUAUCGUCAGUUCCGGUGGUGACUGCGUGACUUCGCGAAUGCUACUGGCAAAUGCUGGUGUGUUGGCGGUCGGCUUUGGAAUUAUAGGCUCCAUUGGCUUGGUACUGUUCUGCAAAGUGCAGUUUGUCAGUAUCGUGGGCACAAUGCCUUUUCUAACUUUAGGUAUAGGAGUGGACGACAUGUUUCUGCUGAUGAGCAGCUGGAGCGAGACUCUGUCAAUGACUGACCUAACGAUCCCAGAACGAAUGGGGACAGUCUACAGGAAGGCAGGCAUUGGUAUCACUAUCACUUCAGUGACAGAUUUCCUGGCGUUUGCAAUUGGCGCUUCCAGCAGAUUUAGAAGUGUUCGGAAUUUUUGUAUUUUUACAGGUGUUGCAGUCCUCCUGUGCUACAUCUGUAACGCUUGUGUGUUCGGCGCCUGCCUGACGCUCCAUGCACGCCGUGUGUAUGCCAGCAGACAUUCCAUCGUCUGUCGGAAGGUCAAGUCGAGGAAGCAACUGAAAGCGGAAGGAGCCUCUUGCUGUAGAAUAUGUAUGUGUGGAGGUGAGGUACCAGAAACUGCCGGUGCUGACCAGAGUGUGUGCGAGUGGGGCCCAAGAAAACUACUAGUAAGAUUUUUGUUGUGGAAUCCGGUGAGAUACUUCAUCCUGCUGUUCUUCGCCGCAUACCUGGGAGUUGCCAUCUGGGGCUGCACCCGGCUGGAGCAAGGCUUGGAGCUCAAGAAUCUGGCACCUGAGUCAUCCUACUUCUACAAAUUCCAGUCUUGGAACGAUGAAGACUUUGGCUACAAGCUGCCCAUCAGUUUUGUGACAACCAAAGAAAAAGACUACACGAAGAAUGAAACACUGCAGGAAAUAAAGCAACUGUUACAGACGGCACAGAAAGAUUCUUUGAUCGUACCAAACAUGAGCAUCUGUUGGUUGACGAGCCUGGCAGACACAAACUUCUACAACACGACCAGCACUGACGCUUUUUUCUCCGGUUUAAAUGAUUUUCUUCAGAUAGUCCCAAUCUUCAAAAACGACAUAGUCUUUGAAGGAAAUCACACAAUCACAGCAUCUCGAUGCCAUGUGUAUUCCCAGAAGGUCUCAUCUUCCAACGAUCAAGCCAAUGUGUUGACUCGCAUGCGCCAACUUGCCGAUGACUCGCCUGCUGGAGUAUUUGCAUUCAAUCCCAACUUUGUCAUCUUCGAACAGUACCUAGUGAUCAUACACGACACACUUCAGACAGUCGGCGUCACCAUUGCAGUUAUGUUUGUGGCGACGUGCAUCUUUUUGCCGCACCCUUUGAUGGUCAUCCUGGUGAUCGUGCAAGUGUUUAUGAUCGUGGUGGGCAUCUUUGGCUUCAUGGCUCACUGGGGUCUCACACUGAGUUCCAUAACCAUGAUUGAGCUUAUCAUGAGUGUUGGAUUCUCUGUGGAUUUCUGUGCUCACGUCUGUACGGCCUAUAUGGUAUCAGAGGAACAUUCCAAAGAGGACCGUGCAAAAGACGCCAUUAUCCACGCUUCGAGCCCGAUCUUCAAUGGCGGCUUGUCCUCGCUCAUCGGUGUCUUUAUGCUGAUAUUCAGUGCUUCUUACAUUUUCCAAGCCUUCUUCAAGAUCAUGCUUCUGGUCAUCGGCUUUGGUGUCCUCCAUGCUGUCUUCCUUGUCCCCGUUAUUUUGUCCUUUAUAGGUCCUAGCGCCCACGUAAGACUGGACAAGGUCAGCCCUCGUGAUCUAAAAGAUUCAAAACAUCAAAAUGGUUCCGCUGCUUCUCCUUCUUCUGAUACAGGGAGUGAAACAGACAAAGCAGACACUAAUGAUAUCAAUCUGCCUUCAUCAAAGUUUAAAGACGACAACUGGAGUGUGCAUUUACAUCAGAAUGAAAGUAAUGGAAUUCCAGAAAAAGAAGGAAGGGGGAAUAGCGGACUUAUUUCAGAAACUGAGUCCAAAAAUGCGAAACCAGUCACAAAUGGAGGUCACGUGACGUUGAUCACAGUUCAAUCUCCCAAAGGUCAUCAGUAUGACAACCGGGGGUUUACUGACGACUUGACAGUGCAAACGGCGCAUCUAUAA